CGGGGUUGCGGGACGGGUCCGAAGCGCCCGCGCUCCCCCUCGGGCUCUCGGCGCGGCCUCGGGAAUUCCGCAGCUCAGCGGGCUGGGGGUGAGGCGGGGGCCGUGCCGGGCCCGGUGUGCUCCUGCUGGUGGGGCUCGGCAGGUGCCCGUAUCGCCGUGUGUGCAUCGAGCCCAGCGCUGGGCGCGCUGCCGGAGCCGUCCGUCUCGAAUGCUCCGCAGCCGUCGGUCACCGACGAGGCAGCGCCCGCACGGUUACCAGCCGUCACACGCUCCGCAGAUCCGCACCUCCCGCACCGGCGGGAACCUCACCAGAAGCCCGGCGGGGCGCGCUGCGCCGCGCAAGAAGGCCGAGGUGCCCCGCAGCCGCAAGAAGAAACGAGUGUACCCCGAAUCUUCCGCUUUUAUUUUCCCCGCAGAUCGGCAGGAGCAAACGAAAUCCAACAACGAGAAUUCAUUUUCUGUCCGGGCUGGGCAGCCGCUCGCCUACGACCAACGUCUCCUGCUGCCUCGCCGACGGGAGCGCGGAUGCCAACCGCCGUCGGCCGCUCUCUUCCCUGCACGACGGCGCCGCCACGGCUCUGCUGCCGUCCCGGGAUUUCCUAAGAGCCGCGCACCUUCCGCGGGAAGCCGAGAGCGGAGCCCCGGCCGGUGCGUGUCCGCAGCCCUCCGGGGGUUCCCGGCUCCGCGCCCGCGGUUCACUGCCAAAGUUCGGCUCGGCGCUGCGCACGGCUCGACGGGGCUUCCUCUUUACACGGCUGCAGCCGUCGCUCUCGCGGUGCUCCUACUCUGCCUGUUGCUUCCCAAAGGGAGAAAUGCAAAAUAAAGAUCGAAAGCAGACAGAAAAAG
Molecule: messenger RNA, 846 nt
Organism: Gallus gallus (chicken)
Lineage: Eukaryota; Metazoa; Chordata; Aves; Galliformes; Phasianidae
Gene: ALC
Product: ALC protein
Source: RefSeq, marked provisional